This is a messenger RNA of Phaedon cochleariae (mustard beetle), 624 nucleotides long. The record is from the annotation of a GenBank genome assembly. NCBI's taxonomy places the organism in Eukaryota, Metazoa, Arthropoda, Insecta, Coleoptera, Chrysomelidae.
AUGUUCAGUUCUUACAAAGAGGCCUGUUUUCGAGAGAGGCUUUUAUGGGGGUCGCCAUUGACCACGCCGGUAGUUGAUCCAAUCAAGAAAGCCGAGUUGAUUCUUUCAAUUCAACCAGCAGUCCAGGCCAGUUUAGCUGCAGGGCUCCAGGCUCCACCUGGAAAUAGCAGAAAGAUUUUCUUCGGGGGCUCUUGUUCCCUUCAACCAUCUUGUAAGCCUAGUCUUCUUGGAGGCAGGGACACUGCUGGCUUCAACAGUCGACCAGGUCCAGGACUACAUCCCAAGCAGCUGUGUCUUGUCCAGUUUUGGGGAAUCAUAGCGGAUCGUGCUAAGUUUCUGAGGGAAUUCAGAUACUUAGCAGAAAAGCCAUUCUACUUGAAGUAUGGUCAUAACUCGACCCUACUAUACGCCGACAACGAGAAGGAUUAUGAAAGACUCAGGGACCAGUUUAAGAAAGAAGAGCUACCCUUCCAUACUUAUACACAGAAAAAGAAUAAAACUCAUGCUUUCGUGGUCAGGAAAGCCAUGGAUUACGACCCCAGAUUCAGGAAAAGAUACAAACGUCCAAGACACCAACCCUUGGACGCCUUUUGUCAAAACCCACCACCUGGAACCCACAGGUAA